AUGGCCAACAGCGGCACCGCGACGGAGCAUCGCCUCGGCUCCUGGGAGGCCCUCAAGCUGUACCGCAAGGGCGCCUUCUGGUCCAUGUUCAUCUCGCUCAGCAUCAUCAUGCGCGCCUACGACAUCGAGAUCAGCGGCAACUUCUUCGCGCUGCCGGCCUUCCAGCGGCACUUCGGCGUCGACUACGGGCCCGACCGCGGCGGGUAUCAGAUCCCGGCCCGGUGGCAGGUCGCCAUGGGCAUGGGCAGCCUCGUCGGCCAGAUUGUGGGCGCCUAUCUCGUUUCGUUUCCCAUGGAGAAGUUUGGCAGGAAGAAGACGUUUGCCGUGUGCCUUGUCCUGACGGCGAUUUUGACGUUUAUGCAAUUCUUUGCCAACACGAUCGGGGUCCUGACGGCCAGCCAGUAUCUCAGCGGCAUUGUCUGGGGAGGGUACUGUGUCAUUGCGACGACGUAUGCGUCCGAGGUGCUUCCGCUCAGCUUGCGUGGCUUCCUCACUGGCUACAUCAACCUGUGCUAUGUCAUGGGCCAAUUUAUCCAGACGGGCGUCACCCGGGGCUUCAUCAACCGCCCUGACCAGUGGGCAUACAAGAUCCCCUUUGCAAUCCAAUGGGCGUGGCCCGUCAUCCUCCUUGCCGGCCUGCCCUUUGCCCCCGAGUCGCCAUGGUGGCUGGUUCGACAGAACAAGAUGGAAAAGGCGGAGCGGUCUCUCGAGCAGCUCGUCCAGAAGGACUCGGGCAUCAACACCAAGGAGACGCUCGCCAUGAUGGUCAAGACGGAUCUCCUGGAGCGAGAGCUCGAGGUCGGCACCACGUACGCCGACUGCUGGAAGGGCGUCAACCGACGACGCAUGGAGAUUUGCAUCUUGCUCUUCGUCAUCCAGAACUUUAGCGGCAACCCCGUUGGCUUCGCGACCUACUUCUUUGAGCAGAUUGGCCUCAACAAUGUGCAAGCAUUCGACAUGGGCGUUGGUCUCAACGGCGUCGGCUUCGUUGGCACGUGCCUCUCUGCCAUUCCCCUGAUCUAUCUCGGCCGUCGUCCUGCGUACAUCUUUGGCCUCAGCUUCAUGGUUGCCACGCUCUUCGUUGUGGCGCUGCUGACCUUUGCGCAUGACUACACGACCAACGACUCGUAUCGUUGGGCGCAAGCUACGCUGCUCAUCAUCCUGCAGUUCGUCUGGCAGGCGACUCUUGGCCCGUUGACGUACGUCGUCGUCUGCGAGACGCCCUCGACCAAGCUUCGAUCGAAGACGAUUGCCAUUGCCACCAUGAUUGAUGCCCUCACGGGUCUGGUCACGUCUGUUAUCGGACCGUAUCUGCUGAACCCUGGCGCUGCGGGUGCCGGAGCCAAGAUUGAGUUUCUGUAUGGAGGCAUUUCCGUCUUUUCUCUCAUCUGGACCAUUUUCAGAAUGCCGGAGACCAAGGGCCGAACGUACGAAGAGUUGGAUAUCAUGUUUGAGCGCAACGUUCCGGCGAGAAAGUUUGCGACGUACAAGUUUGAGGACGAGGAUCUGACGCCAUGA
Trichoderma reesei QM6a is the source of this 1518-nucleotide messenger RNA. RefSeq lists its product as uncharacterized. Lineage: Eukaryota; Fungi; Ascomycota; Sordariomycetes; Hypocreales; Hypocreaceae. Gene Ontology annotation, molecular function: carbohydrate:proton symporter activity. The transcript has 2 exons. The record is from RefSeq and is a predicted model, not a curated record. Gene Ontology annotation, cellular component: membrane. Gene Ontology annotation, biological process: carbohydrate transport; transmembrane transport. Bases 1 to 1518 code for a protein of 505 amino acids.